UUUUUUAACGAUUAUCGCCAACCUCACUCCUCUUUUUCACAAUUGAUAAAUUCGAAAAAUAAAAGAAUAUCUAUCUCAACAUUAAAUAAACUUAAUAUAAAAGCAUUAAAAAUAAAUAAACUUCAAACAUCCCUUCUGCUAUCUCCAACAGCCGAGUGCACCCUUCUCAACAAAGAAUGCCCUCAAGUUCAACCGCAAGUGUUGUAGUGCCGUCUAAUUGUCUAAUACUUAUUGAAAUGGUCCUUAUGGUGUUUAUGCUACUUGUACAUUCAAUUGUUUUGUGUGCCAAACGUCAAAAACGUUCAGAACAACAAUCUAUAAAGGAGCGACAACAGCAAGGAUUGGUAACUGAGGCUCAAUGCACGAACAUAGGCGGGACGCGGAAUACUGUAGUCUAUGCAACUCUUAUUACAGAUGCGGGCACAGGAUUGGAUACAAAAACUGCCGGAUUUUCUGCUGUCGGAACUAAGAAGGAUGCGGAAACAAAAGUGGGAACAAAAGGGGGACAGACAAAAAUGGAGACAAAGGGACAGACAAAAGUGGAAGGGACACAGAAAUUGUCGUAGUUUUCUGCUAGAUAUAAGAAUGGAUGGAUGGAUAUUAAAAAAGGAUAUAUAUUUGUGUG
Messenger RNA from Meloidogyne enterolobii, 625 nucleotides. NCBI's taxonomy places the organism in Eukaryota, Metazoa, Nematoda, Chromadorea, Rhabditida, Meloidogynidae. The record is from the annotation of a GenBank genome assembly.